AUGCCACCCCCAGCGUCUGCAGUGGACUUUUCCCACCUGCUCAACCCGCACCCCGACAGCCUCGACUUGUCUUCUACUUCCAUCUCAACAAGUCCUCCAGCUUCCUCUUCCUCUUCCACCUCCACUCCCACCACCGACGACAUGGCUUCCUCUGUCAGCCUGCUGCCGCCGCUCAUCAAAGGCGCCCGUCCCGCCGCCGAGGAAGUGCGCCAGGACCUGCCACGCCCCUACAAGUGUCCUCUGUGUGACCGUGCCUUUCACCGUCUGGAGCACCAGACCCGCCACAUCCGCACCCACACGGGCGAAAAGCCUCAUGCCUGCCAGUUCCCCGGCUGCACCAAGCGCUUCUCGCGCUCCGACGAGCUGACCCGCCACUCGCGCAUCCACAACAACCCCAACUCGCGGAGAAGCAACAAGGCCCAGCACAUUGCCGCUGCCGGUGCUGGCGGCCAAGAUGCUGCCUCGUCCAUGAUGCCGCCGCCUAGCAAGCCCAUUACGCGUUCUGCCCCUGUCUCGCAGGUCGGCUCGCCUGAUGUCUCGCCGCCGCACUCGUACACCAACUACGCCUCGCAUUUGCGUUCAGGGUUGGGACCGUACUCGCGUAAUAGUGACCGCGCCUCGUCGGGCAUGGACAUCAACCUGCUGGCCACGGCCGCCUCGCAGGUGGAACGCGAUCACCACGGAUCACGCCAUCCUUUUAGUAGCAGGUAUUCUGGCGGCUCCGGCCGGCUGCCCUCGUUGUCGGCAUAUGCCAUCUCACACAGCAUGAGCCGCUCGCAUUCGUACGAGGACGAGGAAAACUACGCGCAGCACCGAGUCAAGCGCUCGCGCCCAAACUCCCCCAACUCGACGGCGCCCUCGUCGCCUACGUUUUCGCACGACUCGCUGUCACCUACUCCUGAUCACACGCCGCUGGCAACCCCGGCUCACUCGCCGCGUCUGCGUCCGUAUGGUGCCAAUGACCUGCAGCUGCCGUCGAUCCGCCAUCUGUCGCUGCAUCACACGCCAGCGCUGGCUCCAAUGGAGCCACAGGCCGAGGGACCCAGCUUGUACAGCCCUGGCCAACAUCACGGCGGGCCCAGCAUUAGCGACAUUAUGAGCCGGCCAGACGGCACGCAGCGCAAGCUGCCUGUUCCUCAGGUGCCGAAAGUGGCAGUCCAAGACAUGCUCAACAGUAACAAUUCGAUGGACAUUUAG
This is a messenger RNA of Talaromyces rugulosus, 1197 nucleotides long. RefSeq lists its product as uncharacterized. Gene Ontology annotation, cellular component: nucleus; cytoplasm. Bases 1 to 1197 code for a protein of 398 amino acids. NCBI's taxonomy places the organism in Eukaryota, Fungi, Ascomycota, Eurotiomycetes, Eurotiales, Trichocomaceae. Gene Ontology annotation, molecular function: RNA polymerase II cis-regulatory region sequence-specific DNA binding. The transcript has a single exon. The record is from RefSeq and is a predicted model, not a curated record.